Molecule: messenger RNA, 2095 nt
Organism: Daucus carota subsp. sativus
Lineage: Eukaryota; Viridiplantae; Streptophyta; Magnoliopsida; Apiales; Apiaceae
Product: protein root UVB sensitive 4
Exons: 10
Coding region: 87-1628 (513 amino acids)
Source: RefSeq, a predicted model, not a curated record
CCAGGCCCACUAUCGUACUGAUAAGUGAUAUCCAAACGCGCCUCUAUUUGUGAACCCUUGUCCCUGACCUUGAGCCACUCACUCUCAUGCAAAUUAACUCGAUCCCUGCUUCAAAUUCACACUUGCCAUGGCCUUCAUCAAAAAUCCAUUAUUUUUUCACAUCAUAUAAGCAACUGAAGCCCCUUUCUUUUUCAUUAAAAGCUUCUUCUUUUGAAGCCCAAGACCCAAAACUCACUAUUCCGGCACGUCUUCCGGUGACUAUUCGCCGGUCCGGCAGUGUUUUUCAGUAUUCAUGGGAUGGUAAUCAGUUAAAGCUGAUAUCUUUAGAUAAAAGAUCCUCGCUUUCCUCUUCGUUGGAUGAUUUUGAAGAUGGGUAUAAAAGAUUGUUCAAGUUUGUUAGCUUGCCUGUUAGAAACUUUUUUUUGCCCAGGGAAAUUAGUGGGAAUUAUGUAGAAUAUGUGAAAUGGAAGUUUUUGCAUAGAGUUUUUAGCUCUGCGCUUCAAGUUCUUGCUACUCAGGCAAUGUUUAGGGCAAUUGGAAUUGGGUAUGCUCAUUCGCUUCCAUCUGCUGCCGCCCUCAACUGGGUAUUAAAAGAUGGUCUCGGACGCCUUAGUAGAUGUAUCUACACUGCUUGUUUAGCGUCGGCUUUUGAUACUAAUCUUAAGCGAGUUAGGUUCUCUACCUCGGUUGUGUUCAGUUUGAGCGUUGGCCUUGAGUUGUUGACUCCUGCAUUUCCUCAGUACUUCCUUCUUCUUGCAUCUGUUGCCAAUAUUGCAAAGCAAAUAAGCCUUGCAUGCUACCUAGCAACAAGUUCUGCUGUUCAUCGAAGCUUCGCAAUAGCAGACAAUCUGGGUGAAGUUUCUGCGAAAGCACAGAUUCAAUCCGUGUCAUUCGACAAUCUUGGUCUUUUGCUAGCUGCAUCCUUGAAUAUGUUGUUUAAAAAUAGCCCCAGAUUGCAAGCAGGUUUACCAUUUGCUAUAUAUCCAGUAUUCACGGCAAUUGACCUUUUUGGAAUUUAUCAAGGGCUGAAGCAUGUCCAUCUACAAACUUUGACCAAGGAUAGACUUGAGAUUAUACUAAAUACGUGGAUUGAGGUAGGAUAUAUCCCAUCACCUGCGGAAGUAAGUAAUGCUGAAGGAAUUGAUUUCUUGUCUAAUGGAGGCAGGGAACUGUGGAACAUUAGAAUUGGCUGCUUAAAUACCAAGAGUCAAAUACCAAUGCUGUCAAUGAUGACCGUAAAAUCUUUAAAGAAUGAAGAUUUAUACUUUAUUUGUAUGGAGAUAUCUCAACAUAAGUUGCUAAGGAAGAAUCAUCUAGGUAUACUGCUUUGUGUACGUGAAGGGGCACAGACUGCAGAUGUUAUUCUGGGUUUAUUGCAGGCAUGUUAUCUUCGCAAGAGACUCCUAUGUAGUGCAACCAAAUGGGACACUAUAUUAGAAGCUUGCCACAAAUCAGAUUUAGUACUAGGUGACUGGUUUAGUCUAGUAGAAGACAGCAAACACUCAGCACUUGCAAAUUUCGACUUGUUAAAAGAAAAAUUAGUGGAAGCAGGUUGGGCUAGCAAGAACAUUUUGUUGAGCACAAAGGAGCAAGCUCGUUACAGUUUUCUAGAUGACCCUCAGGGAUAAGAGAUAUCGCACGAACGUGGUGGACUCCUAAGGAGAUUUAUUAAAUUUUGGUUUAAGAUGUGCGCUCAUCAAAUGGUCAUGAAAUCAUGCAGUUCCACCCAUUUAAAAUUGAAUUAGUGGAAAUGGGUAGUUUAAGCAUAGUCUCAUGAUCACCUCAAUUUUUUCAAGAUAGGUCCCUUUUUAUUAUAAAGAGAACUUCUCAUUAUAGGAUCUCCAGGGAUGAGUCUCCCUAAGAGUUUUGUUACCUUUUUUUAUACAAGUCAUAUUUGUUAGCAAGUGGUGAAUAAUGUUUUCAGCCCGAAACAUAUUUAGGGUAGUUAAAUUCACGAGUUUAUGUGAUGAAUUUACAACUAAAGUGUGAAAUAAGUACGUAUACAGUUUGACAAGUCCUUGAAGAGUGAAAAAUUGAAUAUGAUACUUGUAAUUGUAAAGAACUCAGAAGUUCAAUAUACUUGCUUCUUUUCUUC